Psylliodes chrysocephalus is the source of this 2280-nucleotide messenger RNA. The record is from the annotation of a GenBank genome assembly. Lineage: Eukaryota; Metazoa; Arthropoda; Insecta; Coleoptera; Chrysomelidae.
CUUCGCUUUAGUUUUCCUCAAUACUUUUGUAGCUCAUAUUUCCAUCCGUUGAUGUUGAACAAUCAAGAAAUUGUUCAUAAUGUCUCUGUUGUAGUCUUCUCUAGAAAUUUUUCUUGAAAAAUCAAUUCUGUAUUAUCUGAAAUUUUUAUUACUGUCUUCAGCCGCCUCCUCUGUUAAUUGACCAAUGGGUAAAAUUGCGUUACUUAUUUCUUAGGCUUAAUGGAUCAAUACUUUGUGAAUUGCAGGUGAAAUAGGAUGCCAUUCAGUAUGCAACAUUGCUAUGGUAUAGUAAACUUUUCAGCAUUUAUGGUGAAUCCGUUUGAAAUUACUUCUACCAUAUUAAUGCCACUAUUUCAUGAAGACGUAUCUGGAUCUGCAAAGAAUCUUCGUGAUGUGGUGUUCCCAUCAUUGGUGUUACCUACUCCUGCCUUGGGUACGUUCAUUAGCACUCUCUUUUGCUCUCUAAAAUCCUUUUGUAUUCUCUCUUUCGUUCAAGUUAAACUAUUCUGUUUCUACCAAACCAAAGUAAACCUGUUAAAAUUGUCCGUUGUCCUAAUUUAACGGUAAACUUUUCAAAAUUAUUUAAUUUCUUCAUUUUCUUGUUCUUCUACGUCUUUUUUUGGUCUUCUUCUUGUUUUUCGUCGUCUUCUUCUCCUUCUUUGCUUUUCAACAGAGGUUAUAUUACUUAUAUUAUUGUCUCUUCUUUUUUUUAACGAAUUUUGACGGAUUCAAAUUUUUAAUGUAUCAACAUAAACCAUUAUAUUAAAAUACUUAUAUAUCAAUGAAUAAUAAUGAAUAUAUUUUAAUUUUUAAUCACAAGGUAUGGUUUUAUUUAUGUCACAUUGAUGUUGAAAAUUCUAAAAAAGAAAUUAAGCUAAAAUGAAUAAGUUAAAACGAACUUUAAUAAGUUUUGGGACGAGUAGAAGAAGUUUAGCAACAACAGCCGAUGUAUUUGCUGGUCUAAUUAGAGAAAAACACAAGUUACCUUCUUAUAUGCUAAGUACUCCUCCGCGAGCUUCUUGUGGGGGAAGGUACAUCGUUACAAUGUUACCAGGGGUAGGUUCAGGUCCACAAAUGAUGGAAUAUGUUAGAAGAGUAUUUGAAGCAGCUUGUGCCCCUGUAGAUUUUGAGAUUAUAAACGAUAUGAAGGCUAUUAAAGAAAUUAUAACUUCCAUUAGACGAAAUGGAGUAGCCAUUAAAGGUCAUAUUCCUGAACUGCCUGCUUUAGCUUCCAACGUGACUUUACGCAGUCAUCUGGAUAUGUAUGUAUAUAAAGUGCAUAUACUAAGUGUUCCAAAUAUCAAAAGUCGGAUGCACAAUAUCGAUGUUUACGUAUUCAGGCAAAAUAUUGAAGGCGAAUAUGCAAUGUUAGAACACACGCCGAAACCUGGUAUCGUUGAAAGCUUAAAAAUAAUUACCAGAGACACUACGAUCAGGUUCGCACAUUGGGCUUAUGGAUUUGCGAGGAGGCAUAAAAGAAAACAUGUUACCAUUGUUCAUAAAGCAAAUAUUAUGAAAUUAACUGACGGGCUUUUCUUACAAACAAUAAUAGACAUCGGAAAAGACUACCCUGAAAUAAAAACUACCAGUAUGAUAGUGGACAAUUGCGCCAUGCAAAUCGUUAGGGACCCAAAAAAUUUCGAUGUCAUCUUGACACCCAAUCUCUAUGGAAACAUCGUUAUCAGUAUAUUCUGCGGGUUAAUUGGAGGACAUGGUAUUAUUUCUGGGGAAAAUUUUGGAGACGAAUGCGCCAUUUACGAGGUCGGUUUGAGACAUUUGGCAUUUGAAGAUGAAAUGUACGUCAACCCCAUAGCCAUGAUAAAUGCUGGCGUAAAACUGUUAUAUUACUUGAAGAAAGAUCCCCACGCCGACCUUAUAGCAGAAGCAGUAAGAAAAACAAUGGUAGACGAUAAAAUUCACACCCCGGAUCUCGGUGGCAAGGCCUGCAGUUGCGAAGUAGUCGCAGCAAUAAUCAGUCAUAUUAAGGAGACUGUUAAACAGUGUCCUAAAGUACAAGCGAAGUAAGCUGAAUGGCGUGGAAAUUCCAAAAAGUUAGGAUUCAGCAAUACAAUGUACAAGAUCUCCUGGAUGGUCUUCGUAGAUAUGUCUAAACCACUACAAUCUUGGAAAUGUGCCUACCCUUGGUUUAAUAUUCAAGGCGUGGAUUAGUAUAAGUGCCACAUAUUUCUUAAAAGGAUCUGUGGCAACAAUGAUUUUAUUUAUACCUAAAAUAUGUAAUUUUUAAUAAUUAAAAAAAAUAUACUCCAGUGCUACAUUUUU